UCUGUUCGACCGCCUCAACGCCCUACUAGUUAUUAUAAUACUUACCGACUUUGCAACAUACAGACAAUUGCCAAUUAUUGGCUCCACCAUCGUGUGCGCUGCUCACAUGGAUUCGGUUACAGCAGAUGAAUCUCCCCGUCGUCGUCCCUCAGUUGUCCGCGACCGUCCUUCUAGGCCUCCGUUGCCACAUGGACCACGCUUACGCUCCCGCACAAAAAAUUCGCUUGAUAUGAACAGCCCCCCCGGAAGUACUAUCGACGGAGGCUCUCCUGUCACCUCCGCAUUGACGUCGCCUGUUUUCACCUCUUCCUUCCUCCGUUCAGGAUCCCCAAGCGUUCUGGACGAGAGCCAAUCCUUUUUCCUUGAUGCCUCACUCCCACAGCCACAACGGAGGGCUUCUUCACGUGCACGCGCGACAUCAAAUAUUGGUGUUCAAGUUUCACAGAAUCUCACUUCGUUCCCUUCUUCUCCCUCAGUAUCGCCUGCAAGGACACCACCAAUUCAAAAGCAAAAACCUAUGCUCUCCUCAAAGCCAUCAAUAGCGACAUUCCUUCCUCCUCCCCCCCUUGCGCCCCCGCCUGCAAUAUCAUUCGAAUCUACCCCAAUUCCAUGGAAAGGCCUUCCCUACGAGGCCGCCCAAUGGACGUUCACCUCACCCGAACUACAGGAGAUAGUCUCACGUGCUAUCAGGUUGAGCGCAAAAGAGUCCUUCAUACGUCUCCUAUCUCUGCAGGCACUCGACACAGAUAUGAUAAAAGAAGCCGAGCGUCUCGAAGAGGAACGUCUAGCAGCGCAAGUCAAAUGGAGAUUUGAAAUGAACAGACGAACCAUGUUGUUGCAGGCCCUCAACUCAUGUGCCGGUGUGUUCGCCAGCUCGAGGGAAGGCGAUAAAGAUAAUGUAUUGGGAAGUUUGAUAUCUCAGGUCGCAACUUCCAUCGCUUCAUGCGACUCUAUCCUUGCAUCCAUCUUGCAGAUGUCAGACCAACAAUCCCAAAUUUCGAUAGUUCAGCAUCGACAUUGGGCAUCAGCUCUCGGGAUUGCACUUCGCAAGCUGAAUAAGGCAUUCGAGCGUCAGGGAGAAGAGAUGAAACGCGCGGUCAUACGCAUUCAGACGCUCGAGGAUGAGCUCGAGGAGGCCUGGAGAGAAGCGGAGGGUAUGGCUGCUGAGAUUGAUGGGAUGGAGGAGAGCGACGAGGAUGAAGUUGAUGAUAUGGAUGACAACCAAACGCUUGGAGACAUUACCAUCCACACCGAUAUCGCACAAGUCAUGGGUGUCACUGCUAAAGCUGUUGCAUCAAAAGCCACUCUCAUCUCUCAAGUGAAGCACGUAUCAUCUGACGCCAAGUCUGUCAAGUCUGUCAAAUCUGUCAAAUCCUCUCGCAGCAAACGAUCCACCAAAGAUGGCCCGAAUCGGCUUUCGCUUCUACGUUUGCCCAAAGCGUUGCGGACUCCGCCAGCGUCUCAUAUGUCACAAGAUGAUCCGCCACCCAUGCCUGCGCUGCCAGACGCCUUACAAGGAUGCUCGUUCCUUGAUAUGGACACCAGCGGCACGGAGUAUUCUCGUCCGCCAAGAAAACAACUGCCUAACCGUGCUCCGGAGCCGACAGUCUCCCUCCCCGAACCUCCCCAUACAGCAGGCCUUCCUCGAACUACCAUUCCUUCCAUUUGGAUCGACGCCGAUUCUAGCCCCGGUAUGCGACCCAACGGUCUCGAUCGCUCGCAUUCCAUGCAGAUCUUCCCCUCUCUUCGACAGGGAGGGCGCAGAAGCGAUCUCGUGAUGAGCCUAUCACAAUCCGAUCCCAGCAAUUCGCCCUUGUCUGGUGCGAUGGACCGACCACGUCCGACUGUGGACAGGAGGAGCUCUAGCUCACACAAGCUGUCGCAGCUGAUUGAAAGGUCGUCGGGAAUCUCUGCGACUAUUUCUCUGGUGGGAGGUAUUACUCGCGGGGCUUGCCCAGUUACCGGUCAACGGAAGGGUAUCUCUGAGGGCAGGAACCCGCGGCGAGUCGAAACGCCAAGUAGAUAGGCUGGGGACAUGAUCCAUGUCGUCAGUCUAUCUAUGCAUUCUCUGGACAUAAGUCACAUUCCAUUUAUACGCACAUAUGUGCCCUUCUCAUCUACGGAUAUCUUUGAUUAUAGGAAUUCACAUACAUAAUUAAUACCUGCUGUAUAACAUACUGACAUAUAAUUUGUUUUCGCUGUCGC
Suillus paluster is the source of this 2205-nucleotide messenger RNA. RefSeq lists its product as uncharacterized. The record is from RefSeq and is a predicted model, not a curated record. Lineage: Eukaryota; Fungi; Basidiomycota; Agaricomycetes; Boletales; Suillaceae. The transcript has 5 exons. The coding region runs from base 107 to 2026 and encodes 639 amino acids.